UAAAGAAAACGUCAAUAUCGACAGGUAAAUAUGAAUGGUGAGAGUGAAUAAUCAGGUAAAAAUCAAUCAACUGGUGCGACACAAUCACUGGUUAACUUACAGAUCAAUUUAUAAAUUGUUGUUAUGUGUGUGAGCUGACACGUUUCAUGCAAUACUGUAUCAAACAACAGAGUAACAGUGAUCAGUUGAGUUGAUGUGUUGAACUACUUCGAAAUGAAGCCAACCAUUCACUAAUAAUUUGAAAGUUUACCACUAAACCAAGUAUAAACUUUAAGGUGUCAUUACAAUAUGAAUCAAUACCUUUCCAGCUAAACCUCCACCUCCAGCUCAAAAACCUCCUUCCUUUUAUCUCCGUAUUAACUUAAAAUUUACAAUAAUUUAUUAUCUCCUCCUUUAAUCAUCAGCAACCCCUUAUUGUAGUCUCCUUUUCAAAUUAAUUGCUCAUUUAAACAUCAUGUUUAAUCUCACAUUCAGUGAACAACAGUAUUGUUGUUAACAACUUAACUCAUUUGUUUUUGCCACCGUUGCUCUUGUUUACCUUAAUUUAUCCCUUUUCUCACAUCAUUUUCACUUGUUUUCAGUCCAUUUUGGAUUCCAAUUCUUAACCAAUGGCACCCAAUGCCGGCUACAAGGAGAUUAAUGUUGUCCAUCGAGCUUCAGCUGUAAACAACAAUAACAAUAAAAAUGGUUCUUCAAAGAAAGAUGUUCAACUUAAUGGUGACCGUAAGCAGCGACCAUCGAAUAACAAAAAGACCAAAUCAAAAUCAACCUCAUCAUGGAAACCUUCAAACAGUACAUUAAUGACUUUGUUUUCAUUCAUCUUCUUCGUAUCUGGUCUAAUAUUUUAUUACAUCCCGAUUGAAAAGCUAAUCAAAGCCAAACCAAUUGCUUCAGAUAAAGAGGAUUUCAAAUGGAUGGUCACAACUGAUCAACAUGUUGGUCCCAAUGUCUUUCUUCAUGAUGUCCCAUGUCAUCGACCAGGCUAUCGAAGGGAAAGAGCAGCUGGAGCUGAGCCACAACGUUGUGGUACAUUGAUCUAUGAUGAAUUGGUAUCAUUGGAAGAAGCCGCUCGAUUAAGACAAAUGGCAGCCAAAUUGGUUUAUGAAAUUGGGGAAACUAAUCCUUAUAGCCGAGAAUCAAUCAACCUUCAUUGGGUUAAUCUUCAUACUGUGUUCAAGCGAGGUUACAAAGAAAAGGUUUUCAAUGAAACGGAUUUCAAAUUGGUCAAGAAAGCAUCAGAAAGAGCAAAGACUGUUAUUGCUGAAACCUUUGGAAUACCAAGAAACUCUUUACACUUCACAACGGUUGCACAGUUCACUCGAUACCGACCAAUGACUCGUUACUCCCAGUUCCGUCAUGUCGACAAGGUCCGAGUUCAAUCUUUGAUUGUUACAUCCAUCCUUUGGCUAUCAACAUAUGAUUACGAUUUCGGCGGUGGAACCACUUCCUUCUUGACUGCACCUGAUUCUCCACCUUUUACACCUUACAUUGUUCAGCCAAAAAUUAAUAGAUUUGCUGCUUGGACUUCAGGAUGGGAAAAUCCUCAUGAAGUAAUGCAAUUACUUUGGGGAGAAAGAUUAGCUUUAAUCUUCGCAUUUACAGUCAAUCCAAACUUGGGUGAAAAAAAUAUGGAAGCUUUAAGAACUUGGGCUCAAGCAUUACCAGACAACCCUUUCUAUGGCUGAUCAUAAAGUUUAACAACUCAAAAUAUUCAACUAAUAAUCAUCUUCACCAUCUUGACAUGUUACCCAUCAAAUAGAUUUGACUAUGGAGGGUACAUCACUUGAAGCCCGACUAUCAGAACGGUGAUUCUCUGGAAAACAAGUAACAUCAAAACAAUAAAUCAUUCUCAUUUACACCUUCCAUCUCUUGUUAAUACUAUUAACAUCACUUUAUAUUGUAAAAUAAUUUAUUAAUGACAAUGGUCAAAACCAAAUGUUUAUUUCAUAGUCUUGUCAUCACUUGUUUUACCAAAAUGUUUAAAGAAAGAUAAGAAAUAAAUGAAAAAUACUCUUUUCUCUUC
This is a messenger RNA of Tetranychus urticae (two-spotted spider mite), 2023 nucleotides long. The record is from RefSeq and is a predicted model, not a curated record. NCBI's taxonomy places the organism in Eukaryota, Metazoa, Arthropoda, Arachnida, Trombidiformes, Tetranychidae.